Molecule: messenger RNA, 891 nt
Organism: Tetrahymena thermophila SB210
Lineage: Eukaryota; Ciliophora; Oligohymenophorea; Hymenostomatida; Tetrahymenidae
Product: DNA-directed RNA polymerase III subunit rpc6
Exons: 2
Biological process (GO): transcription by RNA polymerase III
Cellular component (GO): RNA polymerase III complex
Source: RefSeq, a predicted model, not a curated record
AUGGAAGAAGAAUAUUCAGAAAAGAUAAUUGGGAUAGUGAAAUCAUACCAAGAGGGUAUAACUUUAACUGAACUAUUAAAGAUAUUAGAAGUUGAUUAAAAUGCCAUUAAGCCAGAAUUAUAGAAUUUAUUAAAAGAAGGCUAUUUAACUUGCACUAAUGUAGGUAAUGAAUAAAUAGUAGAGUACCAUGAUCCUCAAGAUUAGAAAUAACUAAAUGUGGCAGCAAGCGAUCUACCUCAGCAAGAAUUUUAAGUUUAUAAGAUUAUUUUCCAAGCUAAAAAUAAAGGUAUCGAUAGAAAGGAUAUAGGCAAUAAAACUGGUAUUGCAACGGGAACUUUAACUAAAAUAUUGAAUUAACUUAAGAAAAAAAAUUGGAUUAAAUCAGUUAAAGGUGCAAAUAGUACAGGAAAGGGUAAAAAUAUAUUUAUUUUAAACAAUCUAGAACUGUCUGAAAGUAUUUCAGGUGGUAUUUGGUAUAAAGAUGGUGUCCUUAACAAAGAUUUAAUUGAUGAGUUAUGCUCAAAAAUAGAAAACCAUAUGAAUCAUAAUCCUAUAAUGACUGAAGAAUAAAUUAUUUAGUUAUUAAGAGUUAAUAGCUCAAUCAAUUUAGAAUAAAGACAUGUACUAUAAAUUAUUAAUUUAUUACUUUUCGAUGAUAAAAUUGAAAAAGUAAAAACAAUUACAACAUCAACCAAUUCAAGUACAGCUUAAAAAUAAGGAACCUCAUAAAUAUAGAAGUAUAGAUUAUCAAAUUGGAAUAAAUCUAAAGACCACAUUUCUACUAUCCCAGCUUUGACAAAAACUCCGUGCGGACAUUGUCCUUUAAUUAACGAAUGUGUUCCUGGAGGGAAAAUUUCACCAGAAAAUUGUAUUUAUUUUAAUGAUUGGUGA